CCAUGGCAACGGAAAAUAACACACGCGUUAACUUACUGUAGGGGUAUGGUGGAUAUCAAGAUGGACAAAGAUACACUGGCACAGGAAAGAGUUUUUAUCAACGAUAUUGACUCAUUUGCAUCGAAAUAUAUUGCAAAGUGUCUUGCCAAACAUACGCUUGAAGGCGAUGGCUCAGCUGAGAAAGAGGGUCGGACUUUGAAAUCAAACGACUCUGGGUCACAAAGUUACAGGGUCGUUGGGACGAUUUCAGACGGUUCAGAGGAGGACAGACCCUAUGUGUUGGAAGCAUACAUUCGACCGAGUAGGGAAAAGAUUCUUCAAAAACUGAUGGAAUGUGACGUGAUCAUCUACAACGUUACUCAGCAUCCUGAGCAGGUAGAUGAAGCCUGCUGGGCAGUUACAGCCCUCCAUGAUAAAAAAACACAUUUUAAGCAACCAAAAAGGUUUAUCCUCAUCUCUACAGUGAUGACUUGGGCGUGCAGUGAGCCAAUCAGUUCUGAUGAUCUGGAACUCCCUUUUACUGAUGAUGAUUUUAGAAGAAGAAAGGCUCAUCCAAACUUUAAAAAGCACCUCGAACUGGAGAAAAUGGUUGCCAAAAUGGGCAAGAUGGACAGAGCACUGUUUUCUACAUAUGUUGUGGUGUCAGGUCUUCAGUAUGGACUGGGAGAGCAGGUCUUCCAUCUCUUUUUUAAGAUGUCAUGGCUGGGACAAGAAAAUGAAAUACCAGUCUUUGGAGAGGGCAACAACAUUGUUCCCACAAUUCACGUCAGUGACCUUGCAAGAGUCAUUCAAAAAAUAAUUGAGCAUCAGCCCAAGCCCUAUUACUUGGUAGCUGUGGACUAUUCCAACAACACUAUGGAGGAUAUUGUUAAGACCAUUGCCUGUGCGCUUGGAUUGGGGAAGAUCCAGAGAAAGACAUUUGAAGAGGCCUUCCUCCAGCAGGACUUGAGCCCCAUUCGUAUGUGUGUUCUGGGUCCUCCUGCAGUGGGGAAAAGCAGUGUGUCCAAACAGAUAUGUGACCACUACAAGCUCCAUCACAUCAGGCUAAAUGAGACAAUCUCUGAGACCAUCUCUCACCUGGAAUAUAUGGUGAGGAACCCUUUUUCAGAUUCAGAGAAUGAGGACUCAGCAUCAGCAAUAGAAGCCCAAGAACUGCUGAGUAUUUUCAAGGACAAUAUGGAGCAGAAUGGAGAUCCUACUUACACAGCUGUUAUUGCUAUUAAGUUGGGGGAGCACAUCGCAUCAUCGUAA
Molecule: messenger RNA, 1251 nt
Organism: Phycodurus eques (leafy seadragon)
Lineage: Eukaryota; Metazoa; Chordata; Actinopteri; Syngnathiformes; Syngnathidae
Product: adenylate kinase 7-like
Exons: 12
Coding region: 46-1251 (401 amino acids)
Source: RefSeq, a predicted model, not a curated record